AUGGAGGCUGCGGCGCGGAAGAUGCAGAAGCGGGUGAGGAAGGCACGGGAGGAGACGGAGCGAUGGGAUGACCUCAACUCCCGCCUCCUGUUACAGUUCUCCAAUGCCGCCGCCAUCAUCACCCGCCUUCCAGUACUUGGAGAUGCUAAAAAUUACGGUGUCCUGUGGUGUGUGCCCAACUUCAGGGAGGAUCUCUUGGGGGUGCAGAUGGAGAGCCUGGAGCUCAUAUUUGUUUCAGUGAAGGAGGCUCUGGAGGAGUUCAGUGGCAUUGCCAAAGGUUUGAGCAAGGUACUGCAUGAUGCUAAUCAGAUGGUGAGGGGUGGAUUGGCACUCACUGUGAAACAGUUGCAGUUACAAGUGGGAAUUUUGCCAACUAUUGCGGAUUGCUUGGGUGAGCUACAAACGCUGUCUGACAUGCACCAGGCUGAGUAUGCGCUGAAAUCAUCAAUCAUAUCUUUGUUGACAUGGAAAAGCAGUUCAAGUGAAAUCGCUGCAAUGCGUCAACUCUUGGUAGACCAACCAAACAUACCGAAAGAUGAAGUGCAAUCUAUUUUCGACAUUAUAUUUGCGGAUGAAAUUUGUUAA
Messenger RNA from Triticum aestivum (bread wheat), 585 nucleotides. RefSeq lists its product as uncharacterized. The record is from RefSeq and is a predicted model, not a curated record. The transcript is spliced from 6 exons. Bases 1 to 585 code for a protein of 194 amino acids. Lineage: Eukaryota; Viridiplantae; Streptophyta; Magnoliopsida; Poales; Poaceae.